Messenger RNA from Syngnathus typhle (broad-nosed pipefish), 585 nucleotides. RefSeq names its product general transcription factor IIA, 2 (gene gtf2a2). Gene Ontology annotation, cellular component: transcription factor TFIIA complex. Gene Ontology annotation, biological process: RNA polymerase II preinitiation complex assembly; transcription initiation at RNA polymerase II promoter. Bases 121 to 450 code for a protein of 109 amino acids. Gene Ontology annotation, molecular function: TBP-class protein binding; RNA polymerase II general transcription initiation factor activity. Lineage: Eukaryota; Metazoa; Chordata; Actinopteri; Syngnathiformes; Syngnathidae. The transcript is spliced from 4 exons. The record is from RefSeq and is a predicted model, not a curated record.
UUUCCCGUCAAGCGCAAGAAGAAGACGACAACGCCGAAGAAGAGGACGCAACUGCUGCUGUGCAGUCGCGGGUCUCGCCAGUUGCCUCUGUUGCCUUGCGGCGUUCGUGCUUCGCUCGGCAUGGCGUACCAGUUGUAUAGGAACACCACGUUGGGAAACAGUUUGCAGGAGAGCCUGGACGAGCUCAUUCAGACGCAGCAGAUCACGCCCCAGUUGGCCCUGCAGGUUCUUCUCCAGUUUGACAAAGCCAUCAACACGGCGCUGGCCAACCGCGUUCGCAACCGCGUCAACUUCAAGGGUUCGCUGAACACGUAUCGCUUUUGCGACAACGUGUGGACCUUUGUGUUGAACGACGUGGAGUUUCGAGAAGUCACCGACCUGGUCAAGGUGGACAAAGUCAAGAUUGUGGCGUGCGACGGAAAGAAUUCUGGCUCCAAUGCCGCGGAGUGAGCGCGAGCCUUCUGCCGAGAGCCUCGCCUCAAGUGUACAUAUGCGUGUCAUUUAUGUGUGCAAGGCAACUUGCAGCAUUUUCUUUUAGUCUUGUUUUCUACUUUGAUGAAACUUGAAUAAAAAAGAAAAAGUCAA